AUGCGCUCUGCAGCGCGUGUCGAUCGCGCAUGCGCCGGCGGACGAGAGGAGCUGUGCCGAGCCGCCGGCGCGCGGCCCCUCAUGGCCAAGCGGCGCGCGGAGCCCUUAAUGUGUCACGUGCCCGUGAAGCGGCUCCUGCGCGAGCCGCCGCUGUCCCGCGCGGGCGAGCGCCGUUCCCGGGCAGAGCCGGGGCGUGAGGGCCCCGCCGCGCCCAAGCGCCCGCUCGAGGAGGCGGAGGCGCCGCCCAGGAAGCGGCCCGGGCCCGGCGCCCCCCGCGAGCAGCCGGGGGACGAGGGUGCCGGGCGGCGGCGGCGCGGCGGGAGCGCGGAGCCCCAGGACGCGCCGGUGGAAGAGGGAUGCGCCGGCGGCCGGGUCAAAGAGCGGGCCGUCGCCGCCGCCGAGCAAGAAGAAGAAUUCUGUCAGUAUAAUUCAUUCCUGUACUGGAGAGCACCACUGCCUGCUAUUGAUUUGUCUGAUAUUCAGAACCCAGAUGAAGAUACUUCAUCGGAYGCUAAAACUGCUGCAAGGACUGAUACUACAGAGACCGAAAUGGAAACCUGAUCAUUGUUUCAUAGCGGUGGUGCAUCUGUUCCCAGGAAACUUGUUUCCAUUGGGAUUCAGGUUUUGUUCUGUAGGUGAAUAAGCAUGCUUAUGCCAUCUUGGAGAAGCUGUUGUGGCAGUCUUUAAAAGCAAAUCUGAGUUGCCUAAGUAGAUGGGAAAAUCAGUUUUGGGUGCUUACUAGUAAGCUGUCUGAACGCGUGCAGUACGGAGGAGGCUGUGUGAUGUUUAACAAGAAUACCUGAAAACAUGGAGGCAGACUAAAAGAAGAAUGCAGAUAAUUAGAACUCUGGGGUGCGGUUAAAAGAAUCAGGUGGAUAUAUUAUAUGUUGUAAGGAAAUGGAACAUCAAUUUGUCUGCCCUGAACAAAAAAAAAAAAAAAAAA
This is a messenger RNA of Malurus melanocephalus (red-backed fairy wren), 943 nucleotides long. RefSeq names its product chromosome unknown C9orf40 homolog (gene CUNH9orf40). Bases 1 to 561 code for a protein of 186 amino acids. NCBI's taxonomy places the organism in Eukaryota, Metazoa, Chordata, Aves, Passeriformes, Maluridae. The transcript has 2 exons. The record is from RefSeq and is a predicted model, not a curated record.